GAGCGGGUGGGCGUGAUGGGCGUCUCGACGAACAUGGUGACGUACCUCGUCGGCCCCCUGCACCUCUCCAACGCCCGGUCGGCCAACAUCGUCACCAACUUCAUGGGCACGCUCAACCUCCUCGCCUUCCUCGGCGGCUUCGUCGCCGACGCCAAGCUCGGCCGCUACCGCACCAUCGCCGCCUCCGCCACAGUCGCCACCACCGGGUUGGCCCUGCUGGCGGCGAGCACGGCGGUGCCCGGGAUGCGGCCACCGCCGUGCGCCCCGGCGGACGGUGGCGGGUGCGCGGCGGCGAGCGGCAGGCAGAUGGCGCUGCUGUUCCUGGCGCUGUACACGAUCGCGGUGGGCGCGGGCGGGCUGAAGGCGAACGUGUCCGGGCUGGGCACGGACCAGUUCGACGGGCGCGACCCGCGGGAGGGCCGCGCCGAGGUGUUCUUCUUCAGCCGCUUCUACUUCCUGGUCAGCCUGGGCUCGCUCUUCGCCGCCACCGUGCUGGUGUACGUGCAGGACAACGUCGGCCGCGCCUGGGGGUACGGCAUCUCGGCGGUCGUGAUGGCGGCCGCCACGGCGGUGUUCGUGGCCGGCACGCGGAGGUACCGGUGCCGGAGGCCCCGGGGGAGCCCGCUCACGGUGAUCGGCCGCGUGCUCUGGGCGGCGUGGCGGAACAGGAAGCUGCCCUGCCCCGCGGACGCCAGCGAGCUCCGCGGCUUCAGCAGGGCCAAGGUGCCGCACACCGACAGGCUCAGGUUUCUGGACAAAGCUGCCAUCGUGGACGCGGACCUGACGUCGGCGCACCCGGCGGUGGCAGCGGGGCCGACGCUGACGGAGGUGGAGGAGGUGAAGAUGGUGGUCAAGCUGCUCCCGAUCUGGUCCACCUGCAUCCUCUUCUGGACGGUGUACUCCCAGAUGAACACCUUCACGGUCGAGCAGGCGUCGCGGAUGAACCGCCGCGUCGGCGGCGGCGGCUUCGUCGUCCCCGCGGGGUCCAUGGCCGUCUUCCUGUACCUGGCCAUCCUCCUCUUCACGUCGCUCAACGAGCGCUUGCUCGUCCCGCUCGCGCGGCGCGUCACGGGGCGCCGGGAGGGCCUGGCCUCGCUGCAGCGCGUGGGCGCGGGGCUGGUGCUCUCCACGAUCGCCAUGGUCGCCGCCGCGCUCGUCGAGAAGAAGCGCCGCGACGCGUCGGGCGGCGCCGCCAUCAGCGCGUUCUGGCUGGUGCCGCAGCUCUUCCUGGUGGGCGCCAGCGAGGCGUUCGGGUACGUCGGGCAGCUGGAGUUCUUCAUCCGGGAGGCCCCCGAGCGGAUGAAGUCCAUGAGCACGGGCCUGUUCCUCACCACCCUGUCCAUGGGGUUCUACCUGAGCAGCGCGCUCGUGGCCGCCGUCGGCGCCGCCACGGGGGGCGCUUGGGUGCGGGACAACCUGGACGACGGGAGGCUGGACCUGUUCUACUGGAUGCUCGCCGGGCUCGGCGUGUUCAACUUCGUGGGGUUCCUUUGCUUCGCGAGCCGGCACGAGUACAAGCGCGAGGCGCCCGCCGCGCCGGUCACGGCGACGGCGAUCACGCGGGCGCGGGCCGUGGAGCUGACGAACCAGCCGGAGGAGGACGCGGUGAUGGUGGCCAUGGCCGUGAAUAUGAUCGACGUCUAGGCGUGAAGAAGUGUGCGUGUUGCUGCCGCUGUGUAAUCUGCGUUGUGUAUAUACAGCUCAAAAGUUCUCUGGAGCUGGGUUAUUAACUGUGCAUUGAGUAGUUUCUAAUCGGACCUUGCCAGCUGCCGUGUUUUUAUUUUCCUUUUCCUCAAGUUUUUGCAAAAAGGAAACCACGGGAAGUAGUAAGGUAUUUUUUAGG
Molecule: messenger RNA, 1843 nt
Organism: Panicum virgatum (switchgrass)
Lineage: Eukaryota; Viridiplantae; Streptophyta; Magnoliopsida; Poales; Poaceae
Product: protein NRT1/ PTR FAMILY 6.4-like
Exons: 3
Coding region: 16-1644 (542 amino acids)
Biological process (GO): transmembrane transport; response to nitrate
Cellular component (GO): membrane
Molecular function (GO): nitrate transmembrane transporter activity
Source: RefSeq, a predicted model, not a curated record